CCCUGUCAGAACCCUGCUACUAGAGCCUGGAUGUGGCUCUGAGUUUCAGGGUCACUGACAUUGAUAAGACACCUGCGUCCCAGGACUCGGAGGAGAAACGGCUGAUGGACUUGGCGGGGAAUUUGCGCGGGGUUUUACUGAGCGGGAAGAGACUGUUCAAAUGAGGGGGAGGGUAUAUAAAGGAGGGUUGGCCGGAGCCUCCCAUUCUUGGCUUUUCUGAUGUUCAUGUUUCCUACAGUAAAAGUUCCUGGUGAUACCACAGAGAGUCUCGUGUGUUUAUUCAGGAGCGGCUGUGGUGAGCUGACACUAAGCCAAGAAUACGGACACCAUCCCGCUGUAGCGGUGAGGUGUAACAUGCAAGUGGAGGAUGAAGAGCUCUUGGGCGCCGGAGGAGGAAGGUCGGAAAGGGCCACUCCCGAGACGGACGCUGAGUUCCACCAGCUGGCGGCCCUGGCGUCAUCCACCGCUUAUGCCCAGCCAAAUGGGGUAACCCAGAGGCGCGGAGUGGUGCGGGGAGAUAGCACCGGAGGAGAGGAAGGUUCACCUUCCCCAGGCCCGCAAAAGAUGGUGUUUCUGGAGGAGAGGAUGUCGGCGAUGGAGACCACCCUGGCAGUGAUGUCGAGGGCGAUGGAGCGCCUGGCGGUUUUGGCGGAGCCGGAGCGAGGAAGGGAACUCCGGGCUAGCUCAAUGUGGGACGUGAGCAUGGGAAGCAGCCAGGGCUUUGCAGACCUCCCAGCACCGAAGGGAAGGGAAAUGCGAAAGGAGCCCGGUGCCCGGCCCAAGAUCCAAACGAGCCUGACGCGGGUGGAGGAGAGUGACGACGAAGGGGAAAAGCCUCCGAGAAUCCCGGCUACGCUCCCAACUGAGACCCUGGUGCCCCUGGCGAAUGCCGGGCGUGGCACAGGACAAAGGGAAGCAGCAGCGGGGCCCACUGGCCCGCAAGGGGGCUUGCGACGGGCGGAGAAUUGGGGAUUGCCACCACAGGGACCCCUACCGAGACGAGAGGAACUAAGGAUCGAGUUUGGGGGAGAGUCCUCUGAACUGGAUUUUUUCCUGACCACGGUGAGGGGCUAUAUGGAGGACAAUGCCCACACUUUUAGAACGGAAUCCAGCCGGGUACGGGCCAUUGGUGCAGUGUUGAAGAGGGGAGCGGCCAGCUGGUACGUUCAACUACACGCGCGGCGCGACCCAUGUCUGGGGUCACUCCGACGCUUUAUGGGGGCCCUGGAAACCCGUUUCCGAGAUCCACUGGAGCAGAUCCGGGCGAGGGAGGAGUUGAAGACCGUCUCCCAGGGGCAGAGGUCGGUAUCUGAGUAUGCGGAGGAGUUCCAAUGCCUCGCUGAAAAGGUGCCGGAAUGGUCUGCAGUGACAAAGAUAGAACUCUUCAAAGAGGGGCUCAGGCGGGAGAUCCUCUCCUGGGCGGUGCAUCGUGAUGAGCCUGACACACUGCGCGGAUGGAUUCAGCUGGCGGGGCGCAUCGAGACAUCGCUGGCCCAGGCGAGGAGGCACCGAGGAGGGCUACAGCAGCGGCCGCAGAUGAAAGAGGGGAGCCGGAAGGAGGGAUCAACCCCAGCCGGGAGGAGAACGGAGCCGACAGGGAACGUGAGCACCAGCAGGAGGGGCUGCUUCGUGUGCGGCCGUUUGGGCCACAGGGCUGCCGAGUGCUGGCAGAGAAAAGGGGAAGGCGGAGGCCCGCCCAAACCAAGAGCCGUGGCAGGGAAACGCGCCGAGGAAGAACCACCGAUGAGGCACCACUCGGGGGGGUUGGACGAAGGGGAGGAGGACGCCAUGUCAGAACCCUGCUACUAGAGCCUGGAUGUGGCUCUGAGUUUCAGGGUCACUGACAUUGAUAAGACACCUGCGUCCCAGGACUCGGAGGAGAAACGGCUGAUGGACUUGGCGGGGAAUUUGCGCGGGGUUUUACUGAGCGGGAAGAGACUGUUCAAAUGAGGGGGAGGGUAUAUAAAGGAGGGUUGGCCGGAGCCUCCCAUUCUUGGCUUUUCUGAUGUUCAUGUUUCCUACAGUAAAAGUUCCUGGUGAUACCACAGAGAGUCUCGUGUGUUUAUUCAGGAGCGGCUGUGGUGAGC
Molecule: messenger RNA, 2087 nt
Organism: Anolis carolinensis (green anole)
Lineage: Eukaryota; Metazoa; Chordata; Lepidosauria; Squamata; Anolidae
Exons: 2
Coding region: 220-1809 (529 amino acids)
Molecular function (GO): nucleic acid binding; zinc ion binding
Source: RefSeq, a predicted model, not a curated record